Messenger RNA from Amoebophrya sp. A25, 203 nucleotides. The record is from the annotation of a GenBank genome assembly. Lineage: Eukaryota; Dinophyceae; Syndiniales; Amoebophryaceae.
GCUUUGUUGACAUCCAGUAUGCAAUCGAUUGGAGGACAGGAGAAUGAUACCCGGUUUCCGAGAAGCAGUAGCAGCUGCAGUUCUUCUACCUCACCGUUUUGUUCUGUCGGACUAAUAUUGCAGAACAACAACAAUGCUCCCACGAUCGGAAGUAGUUGUAGUAAUACAAAUACGCUACUCGUUCCUCACCCUCAAGGUUCUCA